Molecule: messenger RNA, 2712 nt
Organism: Thlaspi arvense
Lineage: Eukaryota; Viridiplantae; Streptophyta; Magnoliopsida; Brassicales; Brassicaceae
Source: the annotation of a GenBank genome assembly
AUGAUGAACUAUCUUAACGAAAGAAGAAGGGUCAUGGAACCGAACGAGAAAAUAAGUCUCACCGGUAGAAUAUUUUCUUGGUCUAUCAAAGACAUACUCAACAGGGAUCUCUACAAGAAACAGAUAAAGACAAUACCAGAUAGAUUUUCAUCUGUUGACGAGUACCGCCAGUGGUUUGUUCCUCAUCUGCUAGAGGAAACGCGAACCGAGCUCUUCUCAUGCUUCAAAUCUUUAUCAAGAUCAACUGUUUUUCAAAUACUUUCUGUGGAGGGAAAGAGUGGAAGUUCAUCAAACGAGUUGCUGUACGAUAUAGAAAUCAAGGACGCAGGUACUAUUAAUGCAAAGUACAAGCCGAAAUGUGGAGAUCUUAUUGUUCUCACAAACGAAAAGCCAAGACGAAUCGAUGACUUGAAUCCCUUACUUCUCGCGUACGUAUACUCUGCUCAUGGUGAUCAUACAAUCUCUGUUCGUUCGACUAGAUCGAUACCUCAUGUUGAUGCAUAUUCAAGUCGCUCAUCUCAACUAUUCGGCGUUCUCCUCAUGAAUUUAACAACAAACACUCGAAUUUGGAACGCUUUGCACAACGAAGCUGCUAAUCCAACUCUAAUCAAGAGUGUUCUUCAGAAAAAUUCUUUGGCUACUGAACAAUGUUUUUGUUGUCGAAAUGAUGUUAAUUUUUCUGAUUCCCACCGUGUAUUGGAGAUGAUCCGUUCAGCCGAAUUGAACUCUUCACAAGAAGCUGCAAUUUUGGGAUGCCUUAAGACAAGGAAUUGUAAUCACAAGAACGAUGUGAAGCUGAUAUGGGGACCUCCUGGUACAGGCAAAACAAAAACUGUGGCGACUCUUCUCUUUGCCCUUCUCAACCUAAAGUGCAAAACAGUUGUGUGUGCUCCUACAAACACAGCUAUUGUAGAGGUAAUAUCAAGGGUCUUGUCCUUGUUUAAGGAGAAUUCUGCAUCAGAACAUGCUACAUACGGUCUGGGGGAUAUUGUCUUAUCUGGAAACCGAGACAGGAUGGGGAUCAACAAGAAAGAUCAUGUUCUUCUCGACGUGUUUCUUGAUGAGCGUAUUACUAAACUUGGACACUUGUUUGCACCAUUUUCUGGAUGGAAGCAGAGAUUAGAGUCGAUGAUAAACUUUCUUGAGAACACCGAGGCUAGGUACGAGCAAUAUGUAAUUGAGUUCAAAGAAGUUGAAAAGACGAAGGCAGAAGCUAAAAUGAAGGAGAAGCUUGACGAUCUAGACUUUCCUACAAUUUUGGAGUUUGCCAGAAAUAGGCAUCUGUACAGAGAGACAGCGUACGACCAAUUUGUAGAUAAGUUCAAAGAGGAUGAAAGGAAGAAGGCCGAAGCUGAAAUGAAGAGCAAGCUAGACGUUAUAAAUAUUCCUACAUUCGGAGAGUUUGCAAGGAUGAAGUUUAAUGGCACAAGUGAACUCCUGGAGUCAGAUAUGGUUGAUUUGUACACUCACCUUCCCAAGUCUUUCAUUUCAUCCUACCAAGUUGAGAAUAUGAUCGCAGCACAACAAGCUCUUCAACGUGUUAGGUACUUCUUGCGGGCGGAUCCUGAUUUCAAGAAAGGAAGUUUCAGAUACGAUUGCUUCAACAGAAUCAUCAGUGAUGACUGCCUUCAGGCUCUACGUUCACUUCCAGAACGUUUUGAUAUUUCAGACUUGUUGGAAAACGAAAACGUUAGGACGUUUUGUCUACAGAAGGCGCAUAUAAUCUUCUGCACAGCCUCUGGUGCUGCUGAUAUGAGUGCUGAAAGGACAGGAGUUAUAGAUCUUCUUGUGGUUGAUGAGGCUGCUCAGCUUAAAGAAUGUGAAUCAGUUGCUGCAUUGCAACUCUCUGGUCUUCGUCAUGCUGUUCUUAUAGGAGACGAGCUUCAGUUACCGGCAAUGGUUCAAAGCGAGAUGUGUGAAAGGGCGAAAUUUGGAAGAAGCUUGUUUGAGAGAUUGGUAUUGCUUGGCCAUAACAAACACUUGCUUGAUAUUCAAUAUAGAAUGCAUCCUUCGAUAAGCCGUUUCCCUAACAGAGAGUUCUAUGGUGGGAGAAUCAAAGAUGCUUCUAAUGUUGAAGAAAGCAUUUACCAAAAGAGAUAUCUUCGAGGAAACAUGUUUGGUUCUUUCUCGUUUAUCAAUGUUGGUCGUGGAAAAGAAGAGUUUGGUGAUGGUCAUAGUCCCAAGAACAUGGCUGAAGUUGGUGUGAUAUCUGAAAUCAUAUCCAAUCUUUUCAAAGUUUCAAGUGAGAGAAGUAUGAAGAUGAGCGUUGGAGUGGUUUCACCUUACAAAGGACAAGUCAGAGCAGUCCAAGAGAGGAUCGGAGAUAAGUACAGUUCCUUAUCUGAUAAGCUUUUCACUUUGAAUGUUCGGUCUGUAGAUGGGUUUCAAGGAGGAGAAGAAGAUGUUAUCAUCAUCUCCACCGUUAGAAGUAACAGUAACGGAAAAGUUGGGUUCCUCAAUAACCGUCAAAGAGCCAACGUGGCACUGACUCGUGCAAAACACUGUUUGUGGGUGAUUGGGAACGAGACGACUCUGGCUUUGAGUGGUUCGAUUUGGGCGAAACUGAUGACCGAGUCGAGGACACGUGGCUGCUUCUACGAUGCUAAAGAUGAGAGUAACCUAAGAGAUGCGAUGAAUGAUGCUUUGGUCGAGGAUGUUUCUUCGAUUUUUGGAUCUCUUUCGAUCAGAAAUGGGAGAAGAAACGUUUGGUAG